UCUGGGCUCAAGUGUGCGACCGCUUUCUAAACGCACCAGUCACUUUACAAGCCAAGCUAAAGAGAUAAGAAGAAAGAGUUUGAAUUUUUUUACAGUAUAAUAUUGUAUUUAAAGAUAAACUGUUUUUUCAGUAUCGAUAGUGACAAACAUAAUGAUUGAUUCAAUCAAUCAGCUCAGGUCAUCAUGGUCUACUGCUGAAACAUCCUCCCCAAACUGCCAUAGCAUCUUUAAAAAAGACUUGAAAACUUUUAAACUUCCCCUCAAUAGAAGUGCAACAGAUAAAAUAAGUUCUAAAAAUUAACUGAAAAUUCUUCUAUUAGUUUUAUGCUAUCCAAAAAGUUUUCAUAUCUAUCAAUGAGUCGGCAACAUUUGGCGCGCUCUUUCAUCCCCGCGCUGUCCGUCAUUCAGUAAGCUUUGGAGCUUUCAGCACAUCACACGCGUAUGCUGCUCUCCCGCCAUUUUCGCGAUACGUUGAACUUACGAGUACGUUUACUUUCAAGAGAAAUCAUUUCGAAUUCUGAAUACAUAUCUCGUUGUUUUUUUUUUAUUUUGUGUAAAAUGUUUUGUGAUAGUGUGAAUAAUUGUGGAGUGUGUCUAAACUGGUGAUAGUUUCAAAAUGUUUUCGAAUUUGACUUUAAACGACUUUUCGGCUCUGCACGGGUUGAAUAUAAGUUCUGGAUUGAACGAUAGUUUCCAGUUUGGCUCCGAGUUGGAUAUAUUCUUUCAGCCAGAGAAUGUUCUCAUCACGUUGUAUGUCCCCAUCAUCUUGCUGUCGAUGGUGGCUAAUAUUCUGCUGAUAGUGGUCGCUGUGAAGUGUAAUUAUACGAAAAAUGUUACGAACAUCUUUCUCGUGAACCUCUCGGCGGCUGACCUGCUGGUGACGGGCGUCUGCAUGCCCAUCCAGCUCAGCAAAGCCAUCACCCUGGUCUGGUUCUACGGGGAGACUGUUUGCAAGAUUGUUAACUAUAUUCAAGGAGUGGCUGUAGCUGCAAGCGUGUUCACUUUAACAGCGAUGUCAGUAGACAGAUGGCUAUCCAUCUCACCAGAGCCGCGGCUCCGGCCGCCGGGGCGCAAGCAGGCGUUACUCCUGCUGCUCCUGCUGUGGUGCGCUGCGCUGCUUAUAUUCAUACCGCUCCUCAUGGUCGCAACUGUCAGAAGGGAACCUGUCCCCAUCAUAUCAAAAGCACUGAAGAAUAUAUCGAUAGAAACGAGAGACGUCCACUUCUGCACUGAGGAGUGGCCCGGACCCGACAGGAAGAAACAGUUCGGCAUGCUGAGCUUCACUCUGGUAUACGCCAUACCAGGCUCAAUAACAAUAAUGUCGUACGCAUGCAUGGGUCGCACGCUCUGCUCUGUGCGACCACCCUUCGACAUCGACGAGGGAAACGUCAGCAUGCAACAGGGUCUAAGGUUGAUGAAGGAGCGGAAGCGAGUGGCGUGGAUCCUGCUCCUGCUGGCUGUCCUGUUCGCGGUCUGCUGGAUGCCCUACAACAUCAUGCAACUGUUGCUCGACGUCAACCUCGUCGAUGCCAAGGAUCUCAGCAUGAUUCUGCCGUAUGCCUUGUUUAUCGGUCACGCGAACUCGGCAAUCAACCCCAUUGUGUACUGCCUGAUGACGAGGAACUUCCAGCGGUCGGCCAGGAAACUGCUCUGCGGGCGCGGCGUGUGUCAACAAACUAAUUUUACGUGGCGCUGUGCCCAAAAGCCUGAGGGUUCAUCGAGUGACUACGAAUUGUACCACGAACCGCAUAAGAGGUGUUAUUUACAGAUGAACAACCUACGCUACAAUGGCCACGCGCAUAACACGAACAUUCCUAGGGGCAUCGAGACUCGGGCGCAGACGACGCAACUCAGUCACGUGACACGGUCUUCUCGCCGAACUGCACCCGCGCACGCAUUGUCCGUAGAAAUGUUACAACGGCACGGACUGAUCGACUUCAAACGUUGAAACAAAAGUUGAGUAUAUUAUUUAUAUGUAAAUGUAUAAAGGUAUUGUAUAAAAAUUAAUAUUCAAAAACGUAUCUAUUUAUUUAAAUACUUGAAAAAACAUCAUUUAUAGAAGUAAUAUAGGUGUACAGUAUGGAUAUUUCAUGAAUUAUAAGAUUUAGUCUAAAAGCAACUCAGUAUUGCAUUUUUUAACAAGAUUUUUAGUUAUUUUUUUAUCUGUCUAGUCAUGAUACUUUGGAUGUAUCACUUGUUGUAUUUUUUUUAUUAAGUGUAAAUAUGUUGUGUGGAAUUGUUAAUACCUGAUUGUCUACCACUAGGUCUUCAAUAAUUAUUAUGUUUGUGGAAGUGACAGCACCUACUAUACACAGUGUAGAGCGGCUUCUCUCUUUCUCAACUCUUUUCUUCCUCUGUAUAAUUUUCAAUCAUAUUAC
Messenger RNA from Trichoplusia ni (cabbage looper), 2378 nucleotides. RefSeq names its product neuropeptide FF receptor 2-like (gene NGR-A12). The record is from RefSeq and is a predicted model, not a curated record. Gene Ontology annotation, molecular function: G protein-coupled receptor activity. Gene Ontology annotation, cellular component: membrane. Gene Ontology annotation, biological process: G protein-coupled receptor signaling pathway. Lineage: Eukaryota; Metazoa; Arthropoda; Insecta; Lepidoptera; Noctuidae. Bases 617 to 1948 code for a protein of 443 amino acids. The transcript has 9 exons.